This is a messenger RNA of Mollisia scopiformis, 725 nucleotides long. RefSeq lists its product as uncharacterized. The record is from RefSeq and is a predicted model, not a curated record. Lineage: Eukaryota; Fungi; Ascomycota; Leotiomycetes; Helotiales; Mollisiaceae. The transcript has 2 exons. Bases 69 to 458 code for a protein of 129 amino acids.
GACUCUGAAUAGAUGAUCAUGACAAGAAGAGGCUCGGACCCCACGGGCAGCGGGCAACCAAGCCAAGGAUGUCGGGCUGUUUGCAUCUCACUCACUCCUAUCGCCCCCUCGGAUUAGCGUUCCCGUGCAGCGUUCCGCUGGGCUGCAGAGCACACCCAGCACCCAGCAGCCAGAACAGCACACUGAUUCGAUCCUCGGUACAUGCUGAUUCUCCGCCUGAUCGGGGCGAACGAUUCGUCGAAAAGCCACUCGACAGGGUCGCAACCAGACUGCUGGAAUUUUAUAUGUCCCGCGCUUUCCCAGCCCAAAGGCUCGGUCCUAGGCUUCCCGCGCGCCCCCAAAACCAUGAGCCGUUCGUUUCUUUUUUUUUUCUUGCCAGCAAGUCACCUCCUGCCAGAGCAUCUGUGCCUACCCGCUGUGAAUCAGGCACCUUUGGGACCUUGCGGUACAGUACAUGACCAGGUGUCGAAGCUCAAGCGGUGUGCGAAAUGAAGAACGACGAGGAGGAUGAUCUCGACUCCAUCGUCCGACCCUCGACGUCGAAUGUCGCGGGAGUGCGAUCAACCAUGAACACCUCUGAAAGUUCUCCCUUGGCUGGAGCAUCCACGCCGAUAGAGGCCGAUAUGACGAAUUCCGAUGUCUCAAGCCCAAAUGAUGAAGAGUCUGUACCCAGGAAUCCGGAGACGAUCGUUGCACAGAUUCUGCUGUGCCGCGACGAGAUCUUG